CCAUCCUCUCUAGACCUGCCCAGACGCCUGUGAACGUUGUAAACCCCAGUUCUGGAGCCCCACUAACCACUUCCGCCGAGGCGGCUCCCGACACCCGCACUGAGGCCGCCGGCGCGUCUAGCCCAGCUGCCGCCUGGACGCUUCCCCGCCUGCCAGCAGCAACAGCGUGCGCAAUUUCUGUAACUGUCAGAGAUUACAAAUAUAUGAAUAAACUACAUGAAGAAAAAGGCAACCAAGUGAAAUGCUAUCCAGAAUAUUUUCUAACUGAGUGAUUUAGAGUUGUGUCUAAGUAAAACCAGAUUUUUUUGAGCCACAACCAAAGAGAAAGGUCUGUGUCAGCUGUUCCAGUGCUACUCAGGUGGCAGCAGUGGCACUGUGAAGAUGGCAAGAUGGCAGUGACAGAUGGCGAGGGCUGGAGUCGUUGCAACCAGCAGAUUAAUCAGCCUGAAGAAGAAUCCUCACACAAAGGGACAACCAUAACGAUGAAACCACUGUCUUUCAUCUUGGGCCUUUCUGCUCUUGUAGCAUGUUUCACACCUGGUGAAAGUCAGUUUGGCCCUAGGGGACCAUACCCACCUGGACGACUGCCGCCUCCUCCACUGCCAUAUCCUUUUGGCCCAGGACUCGUCGCACCUCCUCCUCCUCCGUAUGGUCCAGGGAGAAUUCCUCCUCCUCGUCCCCCUCUGUAUGGCCCAGGGAUAGCUCCUCCCCCUCCUCCUUUCCCUUAGGCCUCAUCCACCUGCACCUCUGGCUUCCCCUGUGUGCCCUGCAGUCCACCCGCCUCCCAUCCUUCUUCAUCCCAAAUACAAACAACCACAACAACGGUGCCAUGCCCACCGCAGGAGACACCACUGCCACUGUAACUACCGCCUACUCCUCCAAAUACAAAUGCCAACACUGCUCCUCAGAGUCUUUUGGAUAAAUCCUUUCCUAUUUUUGGAUGAUAAUGAGAUACUCUAAAAUCUCUGAGCUUUGGGAAGAAACAAUCUGAGAAAGAAAUUGUGACACAACCCCCACAAACAUGUGACCAAUGAGAUGAAAAUAAAGAAUUGAGCAACAAUAUGAAGUUUCCACUGUGGUCAUCAGAGCCCCAGUUGGCCCCCAGUUAAGUCACCCACAUGAACAUUAGUGCUGCCAGAACUCUGACCUUGCCCCACGAGGCCAAAGAGGUAAUUAGGGGGAAAUGCAAUGGGCCACCUGACCCUGCAGCGUAGACUAUGAAACUGGAAGAGUAGGCAACAAGAUCCCUCUUGAGUACUGCAGCCAUCAUACAAUUACAAAGCCCAAUAUCUGUAACAUGCUAAUAGAUACUAAAACUAAAAGAUCUUAGCCCACACCACAGCAUGCCGCCUAAAAAUUCCUGAGUACCACCUGAUCAUUACUUAUAAAUAGAAUUUAACACAGGCUGCCAGGUUCAAGAGGAGAAACACCUUUCCAUAUAAUCUAAACAUCUACCCGAGAUAUGG
Microcebus murinus (gray mouse lemur) is the source of this 1466-nucleotide messenger RNA. The record is from RefSeq and is a predicted model, not a curated record. Lineage: Eukaryota; Metazoa; Chordata; Mammalia; Primates; Cheirogaleidae.